ACCUCGGACCCAAAACGACGAAGGACGCGGUGUAGGAAACCUCCCCCCCUCCCCUUCCCGGACCAGGGCCGAUUCUGCAGCGCGGCGCGGCGACACCAUGAAGGACCGUACGGCGGAACUGCGAAGUGCGAAGGACAGUGAUGAUGACGAGGAGGUGGUGCAGGUCGACAGGGACCACUUCAUGGAUGAGUUCUUUGAACAGGUGGAGGAGAUCAGAGGCUGCAUAGAAAAGCUGUCGGAGGAUGUGGAGCAGGUGAAGAAGCAGCACAGCGCCAUCCUGGCCGCACCCAACCCUGACGAAAAGACCAAGCAGGAGUUGGAGGACCUCACAGCUGACAUCAAGAAAACAGCUAAUAAAGUUCGUUCAAAAUUAAAAGCGAUCGAGCAGAGCAUCGAGCAGGAGGAGGGUCUCAACAGAUCAUCGGCGGACCUCAGGAUCCGCAAGACACAGCACUCAACGCUGUCACGUAAGUUUGUGGAGGUGAUGACUGAGUACAACACCACGCAGUCCAAGUACCGCGACCGCUGCAAGGACCGCAUCCAGAGACAGCUGGAGAUCACUGGGAGAACCACCACCAAUGAGGAGCUGGAGGACAUGUUGGAGAGCGGCAAGCUGGCCAUCUUCACCGAUGAUAUUAAGAUGGACUCUCAGAUGACGAAGCAGGCUCUGAAUGAGAUCGAGACCCGACACACCGAGAUCAUCAAGCUGGAAAACAGCAUCCGUGAGCUCCACGACAUGUUCGUGGAUAUGGCCAUGCUGGUCGAGAGCCAGGGAGAGAUGAUUGACAGAAUUGAGUACAACGUGGAGCACUCCGUCGACUACGUGGAGCGAGCCGUGUCUGACACCAAGAAGGCCGUCAAAUACCAGAGCCAGGCUCGCAAGAAGAAGAUCAUGAUCAUCAUCUGCUGCGUCAUCCUGGGCGUGGUCCUGGCGUCAACCAUCGGUGGAACGCUGGGCUUCUAAGACGCCGCCUGCCGCUGUGAUGACCGACACCGACCGCCCGUCUGACUGACAGCCAGCAGAGAAAAGAAACACCAAUGACGAAAACAACACAAAAACUUGAAACACAAAUGCAAGACAGAAAACCUAUUAGCUAGGAGGAGAUAACAGUCUCAUCACAGAUAAGAGGAAACACCACGGGGUUGGGUGGGGUUCAAAAAGAAAGACAAAAUAAUACUAUAAAAACACCAUCGCAUUAUAGCUGACAUAAAUACAUAACAUAUAAAAAGAGGGUACAAAUAGUCCAACUAUUUAUUACAGAUGUAUGUGUACAUGUGUUGAACAUGAAGCAACACAUGGGUUAGCUACCUGUAAAAGAUUAUGACCUAAAAUAUGACUUUUACUCUGUUUGUUUGUUUCUUUUACUUUGUUCUUAUUCUUUAAGUUUCUUUCAUUUUUCGAGAGUCUCCGAGGACAGCGAUGGCGACUGCUGCUGUGUCUGCGGGACGAGUUCCAGAGACAACCUUUCUUUGUUUAUUUUCUGGUAACUGAGCUUAUUCUGAAUCAAUGAGCUCAUGUCUUUCGACUACAAAAACGCUCACCUCCAUCUUUUCAGCUCCGUCAGAACCUUCCAAAGCUCUGGGUCUUUGGAGCUGAAGGUUCGAGAGCGCAGAUGUGAGUGAAGCAAGGCUCUGGAACUGUGUCCCGCAGGACGAGCACCUUCUGCUGUUGGUAGAACCAGCCUCGUCUAGUUGUUUCUAGGAGGGAGGGCCCGACUUCGCCGUUGCCUCAGCCAUCUCUUGAAACCGUCCCUCAUUGGUUGCUCACUCCUGUCAUUCACCUCAGUCAGCCUGUAAAAUCUGCUCUGACCGGCAGAGUCCCGGCUGCCUCAGUCGUUAUAAACAGAAUGAAGCGACAACCACAGAGCAUGGGGAGGGAGGCCCUCUAGUGGUAGAACAUGUUGACUGAUGGGUGAAUGGUGGGAAAGAACCGCGGUGGGAGGGUUCAAGGGAAGGUGGGAGGAGACAGACGGUCAAUCUAUGCAGUUUAGAUGAGAGGAGGACGACCUGUCCCGCCUCUCCUGCCCAGAGAGCCAAUGAAGAUAGGUCGCUGAGAUAUCGUCGUCAAAGCCGGCUGUCGUCUCCACAUCCGUCAUAACUGUUCUUCUGGAAGAUUCUAAAAAAGGAAGAACAUAUUAAAAAGUAAAGAAUAAAAUAGAGUAAAAUUAAACAUUUAAAAACGUACAAACAAGUCAGAAAACAAAGCAGAUGGACAGAAAACAUAGAAAACCCUGAAGUGGCUGGUGUGCCCCGGUCACUGAGUGUCGUGGUCAAUUGUUGCUUUUUGUUUUUCAAAGGGGAGCGUUUGUUGCUUCGUUGUUGUGUGGUGCUGCUGUUCUAGUGCGUGUCGUAUCGGCCUCAUCAUUUAGUGGUCUUUGUUUAGUCCGUAUGAUUUGAUGCAUUUGCCUGUUUCCUUCUUGCAUCCCUGUGUGUGUGUGUGUGUGUGUGUGUGUGUGUGUGUGUGUGUGUGUGUGUGUGUGUCUGUGUGUGUGCGUGUGUGUGUGUUUGAGUGUGUGUGUGUGUGUGUGAGUGUGUGUGUGUGUGAGUGUGUGUGUGAUUUCAACUCACACUAUUUGAAUGCCUGACCUACACAGGUGCUACUAAACAGCAGAGGAUUGGUUCCUCAGUGGAAGGUGGAACAUGUGACACACACACAUUCAUAAACAUUCACAGCACAUGACACACAUGAACAUUUGAUGUUUCACACACGUGAAAUUCCCCCUUAACACACACACCUUUAACUUUCCCGUGUCCCACAUCAUGCCAACGCUAGUGUUAGACUGUGUGGCUUAGCAUGCUGUAGCGUUAGCUUGUGUAGAUCAUGUAGAAGCUGCUUGUUGGAGAUUGAUGAGUCUUCUGGUAUUUUUGAUGUUAAAGACAUUUUCCUGAUGUUCAGAACAACGAGGGAAAGAAUUAAGAAACAUUUUCUUCUUCCUCCUGAAAAUUGUAGCCUGACAAAACAUAAUCUUAACGUUAGCUUCGAUCGCUCUCUUAGCUGAUUGCUUAUCAGUUUGUAAGCUAGUAGCUAGCUUAUAAGAUUAUAGUUGUCAGCUUACAGCAGUAAAACAUUUGGACACUGCAAACAUGUGGCAAUAUACAGAAAGCAAAAAACACCCACUUUGUGUUAGCAUUAGCAGUUAUCAGAAUGUUUGCACAAGACGACCGGACUUCUCUGCUUCUUUUUACAGAAACGACGCUGAAAAGAACGUGCUAAUUUAAAUUAGGCUAAUCAUGACUAAGUGACAGAAACAAGUGAGUCAUCACUGUAUUCUGAGUAUUAUGUUAACGUCACCAUAGCUCUAGACUGAGACAACAUACACUUGCAUUAAACUUCAACACUAUUUGUUGUAAAAGCAUAUGUUGUUCUGUUGCUGAAAAUGUGAUCUAUGUUGAGAAGUAACACAAAUGUGUGUGUUGCCCCAAACUGGACAAACGGGUGUGUUGACAACUGCGAAGUUGUAGUUUGAAGGAGGACGUUGGUCUGUGCACAGGCUCUGUGAUACGAAGGGUCACUGACCUCUGUUGAGGCCUGUGCUGGACGAUGUUUCACCCUCACAACACUUCACUGUCCGUUUAGCCUUAUCCACAAAUACCACCUUAAAUGAACACUACGCUCGAAGCAAUAAACUCGUUCAGUUUCAUUUGACCGACACAGUGUUUGCUAGCUCGCUAACACUGGGUCUUGAAUCUGCCCCGAGGUUUAUCAAGUUGGGACGUUAUAUGAUGUUUACAUUUGUUCUCUGGAUGAAUGAAGGAUACUGACAACAACUGAGAUAGAAAACUCCUGAUCCUUUGAUUAAAAGUCAAAUCGCUCGUCACUCUGACAAGAUGCUGGAGCAGAAUCUGGUGUUUGACAGGAAUCGCCCGGCAGCACCGGGCGACAUGCAGACAUGAGGAAAGAGUCACUGUUGAAUAUUUAGAUUUUUAUCGAGAGUCCAUGUUGUUCGUGCUGUAACGUGUUCGCUAGAUGAAAAAAAAGGAUCAGGACUUUUAUGUUUGGAGAAAGCUGAGAUGGGAAUUUUGAUUUUAUUCUUUUAAUUGUCAAGACGAAAAUUGAACCCGUUUCCAGUAAAGCAAAGAGCCCCAACCCCUCCAAGCAGCAACGUCCAAUAGGUGUUUGUUCAGAUUCAUAGUAGAUUUAGAUGAAUUAAGCACUUUUCUCUGAUAAUGUGUUGUCAAUGUUCAUGGCUACAUUCAGUCUUUACGAGUGGUUUCCAAGUGGUUUUGUUGGAGUGUAGUAUCAACAUUAGAAACCAGAUAUUGUUCCCCCUGUGAAUCAGAUCCUGACUGUGGAUUCUACAUUUCCCAGGUUUCUUGUUCUGUUUCAGAGCUCUGCUUCGUAAGUGUUUGACAUAUUUAGGGAAUUCACAAAUCCAGAAAACUGCUGUUUUCAAAGUCAAUACAUUUGACUCCACCAAUCACAGUGCUCUGUUGGUCACCUGCCUGUGGCCUCCUCAAGUCAGCCACACAGAGGUCAAUGCAGAAACAGGUUCUCAGCGGUCGAGGGUUGUCUUGUGCCUGGUGAGGUGGUGGUGAUUGCGGUGGAUUAAAUCAGUGGUGUGUGGAUGCCGUCGUGACACCAGCUUGUGAGCACUGACUUUUCUUUGUUGUAUGUGAACGUGUGUACGUGAGGUUCCUGUUCCAUCAGGCCCCGCCCCCGGUUCCUUGUCCUGCUGUCAUCGCUCCUCCCAUUUGUUUUGUAGUUGUUUGACUGUUCAUAAAAAUGAUGUUCAGGCUCGGUCCUCUGCCCCUCACCUUCCCCAGCAGACCCCACAAAUCCCGUUGUGUGAUAAUAAUAAUAAUAAUAAUAAUAAUAAUAAUAAUAAUAAUAAUAAUAAUAAUAAAGGCAUGCAAAAGCAGUGUGGAGUUUGCAUGAUGGUGUUUUUGUAGCCCAACCCCAAGCAGCCCUCCACCUCAUGCACUUUACCGCUCAUGGACCCAUCUUUGGUUAGCCCUACUUAACUUGUUCCAACUUAUUCUGCUGUUUCAAUUAUUUGAAUUUAAUUUAAAUGUUAAACACACGUUGGUGUUAAGUGUCAAUGGGUUGUUUGUAACAUAUUGUUGUAACAUUGUGGAAAAGUUGAUACUUUUCAAAUAUGCUGCCAUCAACUUCAUCUUUACUGCUCUCCCCCCCCCCCCCAAGACCUGACGUUGAGCUCCGAACUUCCUGUGAGGUCACGACCCUGUGUUGUGUUUUUGUGGAGUUCCCGCCAUCUUUGAUUACUGUAUUAAGUGUGGAGCCCUCGACCUAUGGGCUAGCUUCAUGUCGCCCCGCCUGGCCUUGUGUGUGUGCUGCAUGCCUCCCUUCCUCUUCAGUGAUACAAGAUUGGUGCAUAAAUGUGUGAGUGUGUGUGUGUGUGUGUUUGUGUCAGAGCAGCACAGGUGUGUUUUGAUGUGCAAAGCAUCCGAACCCAGGUUCAAGAGUUGAAGCCGUUUGACGUGUUGUUAGUUUUUUUUUUAAGUCAAGAAAUAAUAGAUUAGACAUAUUUAUGGACACCAUGGUCACUGUUAUUGUUAUUAUAUUUAUGUAUAUUCAAACCAAAGGUUUUUUUGCUUUCCCCUCUUGUGUUCUCAAAAUGUUUGCCGCUUAUAUCAAAGAGCACAACGCGAGUCAAGUUUACGAGAUUUACGUCCAAAAUGAAAAAGUAUAAAGUAGAAUAAAACAUAAAGUGGUACCAUAACUAUAAAAUCAAAAGCCCAGCGCCCCCUGCCCAACACCACCCCUCACUGCAUGUUGGUCUGUCCAAUCAAAUCUUACAAACCAUUCCAGCACUUAUCUCUUACCACUAAAACGAUGUCUGGCUCGGCCCCACCUUUCCUUUCCACUUGUAGAUGUUAGUUUGUCAUCACAUGAGUGGAGGAAUAUGACACAUAAUCAUCUGUGAAAAAACUAGCAUAUGUACAUUUAUCCAUUUGAGACGCAUAAGGAGACAAUGGUUGUGCGUUCUUAUUCUAUUUAUUAAUUGCUGUUAAUCUGGUUAUGAUGGUGUCAUUCAUUAGUGAGCAGCUUGUUUCAGUCUCUGAGUUCACACUACAGGUCAAUGCUUGUCUGCAGGUUUGAAGGAUUUGCUAGCGUGUCAGUCACGGGACUGAGACAACCGGAAGAAGCUUCCUCACUGUUUGUGUGCAAAUAACAUUAAAUUUCACUAAGAUAGCAGUCGGGUAAACUCCGAAGAAGCAGUGCUAGCUAACCGCUUUGUAGUAAUUGAUUGAAAUGUCACCACUCAACUAUUUCUGUUGUUUGACUCUUUACCUCGACUGCACUUUUCUCGGAACACACAUGAAUAUUACAUUUGGAGAUUCGUAUAAAAGUUAGACGGCUACCAAGUGUGACAUCUUUGCCUUUGAUGAAAACAAGUGCAAGUUAUGCAAACACUAACGUAGUGAUUUAUCUAACUUGACUCAUCUGCGCCACACGGAGGUCCGAUCAGAAAUCAUGGUCUCUGAUGUCUAUGCACAUCAUCCUGUACAAAGAGAAAGAUUUAUUUUGAUUUAUUUUGAUUUAUUUAGGGGUUGUAUUUGCAGCAGGUUGUCGUACAGCGACCUGCAUCGAUGAUUGUCACUACGUUUGUUCUGACCGUUAAAACAAAUUCUGGUCUUCAACCUUAAUCUACAAAGUUCUGAUUGGCUCAGCUGGUUUUUGGUCAAUUGAUCACAUCAAUUGUAUCCAGAGGACCUGUAUAUGAUUACUGUUGUGCACGUGCUAGAACGAUAAUUGAUCCUUUUACUGCAACUGAGAGGAAAUUGAGGUGUGACAGAACAUCAUCCCCUGGGGUCCAGUGUUAGCUCGUUAGCUAGCUAGCUCCAAUAAACCUUCAAUCAGCAUUUUCCUGUUUGUGACAAAAAACUGCAGCCUUUUCCACUGAAGUCACAUAUAUAGACAAGAACACACACAUACACACAUAUCAUACAUGUAUAUCUCUUACACCAACAGACUGCAUUUCUAUAACUGUAUGUAUGUGGCUCCGUGGCCAUUAAGCGCUUCUAUUGGCUGUGUACAGUUUUUUCAGAGCGGGUAUCGAAAGCAGGAAAAAAUCAUCCGGAGAGAGUUUGGAUGCGACGCCAAGACUCCAAAGAUUGAUUUACCGUUAGCCAUUAGCCAUUAGCGUGUGUGUGUGUGUGUGGACGUAACGUGGCAUGUUGUCUCCCACACUAAUUGAAAAUGGACUCUUCGAUCAGACGUGUGUGGACACAACACAUUCUGUCUUUAUUUCUGCAGAUUAAUUUGUUUCAUUUUGAACCAGACGAGCGUCUGUCUUCCAUGUUUGUCCACAACAGACUCUGAGUCUCAGACUGUGAGGAUUCAACGUAGUCGUACUUUUUGUUCCUCCGCUGUCGGAAAACUAAACUCUUCUCUGCGAUGAUUUUUGUCUUCCUGAAACAAUUUUCAAAAACCAAAACCUGUUCAGUGCCCUGCUCUGGAUGAUGAUAAAUGAAAUGUUUGUUUGUUGUGGCUUCUUCCUGCUUCUGUCGGCAGUAGCAGCUGCAACUUGAUAUUAACUGUUGUUUCUGACGAUGAUUUAUUUGAUGCUCCGCCCACUCGUCGUAUGAGACAGUAUUUGAUUUGAUCAGUGUUUUUUCCCUAGUGGGGGGUGGGAGAGGUCAGGGAAGGGACCAUGGAGAUAGACCACACCCACACGGCCUCUGCCACAGCUAGUAGGAAACUUAAAUAACUUUAUCAUGAAUAUUAUUGUUAUUAUUAUUAUUACCAUUAAUGACAAAUAAAAUGCAGUAAAACAUUUGCAAAAACCCAGAGGGAGAACGAACGGCUUCACGCAAAGUGAUCAAACAUAAAAAAGGAGGUUAUGACGAUUCUAUAAUAGCAAUGAAUUAAAGAAGUACAAACUGAGUUAUGUUAUCAUAAAUAAUAGUAGUAAUAUUGAAUGCUCGCAAUUUUGUCAAACUGAAACUGGAUUCUUUGUGUUAUGUAAUUAUUGUAAAUAACUUCAAAGAGAGAAAAAAUGACUUGCAUGUCUAUGUAUAAAUCUCAUGAGAUAUCUAUUCCCGUCAAAGUUGACACGUAGUUCGAUCUCUGUCCUUUUUAGACACUUUCGCUUCUCCUGUCAAAUAUCGCCCGUCCAAGACUCCGCCCUCCAACCUUCUCUUCUUUCUUUGUGGCAGAGGGACAGAAACAGAGAGAGGGAGACACGUGGCUCCAGCGUCCUCGUCCGUCACGCUCCGUUCAGACUCGUGUUUACCGCCCUGCUGAAACCUCGGAUCCAGCAGCUGUUUACUCAACCACAUCUUUUUAUUCAUUUCUGUCUCAAAUUCAAAUCCACGACAGAAGUGCACGGAUCUGGAGUUUCAGCAGGUUCUGUUCCUCUGGGGCGUAAACACGGCGUCGACCACACAUCAUCCAUCACUCCAGUUCCAGAGGCUCCGCCCACUGGCUCCUCUGAUGAAAGUGCUUCCCUCCAUAUUAGGAAAAUGAAUCCCGCCUCCAGGGCUUUCCAGGCCACACCCCCUGAUCACUUCAGAAGCCCUGUUAGCGGUUUGAACUCUCUCUCUCCCUCUGUUUAUCACUGUCUCUCGACCACAGCUCAUUAGCCAACCGAAACCUCGGACUCUUCACCUGCCACUUGUACCCAGAGCUCAGCCAGAUCCCGAGAUGCGCCCCACCAGGACGUUAGCACCAGGACGUUAGCACCAGGACGUUAGCACCAGGACGUUAGCACCAGGACGUUAGCAUCAGGACGUUAGCACCAGGACGUUAGCAUCAGGACAUUAGCACCAGGACGUUAGCACCAGGACGUUAGCACCAUCGUAUUCCAACAUACCGGUUCCUGCAGGAGUUCUUCGCUUUAGUUUCUCAAAGCAUUGAAGCACAAGACUUCGCUCGGAGGUCAAACAGAAAAUCAAAUCUCAGGCUACAUCCAUACGACUUCCUUUUCAUUCAAAAAACUAAUUGUCUGACGUCAGAAAACAGAGAAGUUUAUAAACCGCUAAUCCCGAUCUAGUUUGAAAACUCCAGAGCUGCGUUCUAUUCUGGAUGAACAAAAGCUGAGGUGUCUGGAAACGUAGACACUCACAGCCUCUUGCUGAUUGGUUCUUUUCAGUCAAGACAAAGACUGAUUUGUCUCCUGUCACAUGACCUCUUUCCAAAAGAAAACACCUAUCCUCAGCUACCAGAGUAGAAACAACACGGAGAAUAAAGACUUGCUGACCCGUUAUUCUUUGCCAACAACUGCUGUUCAGUUCGUUUCGGCAACUAACAACCAAAAGCUUCGUGUGUGAGGGUGCGUUAGCGUGAACAGACUCAAAUCCACGAGACAGAGAUCGGCUUGAUGUCAUGUGGACGUAGCCUUGAUCCUUUGCCACAAACCAGUUGAACGUUGUCAUGUUUCGGCUGAUGGAAGUAGCUCAGGUUUGUGCGGAGGAGCUUUACCGAGGGAUUUGGUUCGAGUGCAGCUUCGAUGGGUUUGAGGAAAACGUUCCUCUCCGAGUCGCCACCUAGUGUCGGGCCCGGCCGCUCGCCUCCCACAGGCCUACCACAACAAUGAGUGCAAUAUACAGAGAAUCAAGGGCUUUUCUAUUCAUGCAGAGGCGUUCAGGCCCGGCCAAUGAGCUGCGAGCUCCUGCAGGAACUGACGUCAUCACACAAACCCUCGAACGAGACCUCGUAGAGAUCUGAGCUGUCUCUGGGGACACGGCCGCAAAGAGACGUGAGGACAGAGACGAAGGAGGACAGGGCCAUCGCCAUUUAGACGCAACUUUGACCGGAAAUGCAACUUGUGUCCUGUUUUUUUUG
This is a messenger RNA of Pleuronectes platessa (European plaice), 9748 nucleotides long. RefSeq names its product syntaxin 1B (gene stx1b). The record is from RefSeq and is a predicted model, not a curated record. Gene Ontology annotation, cellular component: plasma membrane; endomembrane system; SNARE complex. Gene Ontology annotation, molecular function: SNAP receptor activity; SNARE binding. The coding region runs from base 98 to 964 and encodes 288 amino acids. The transcript has 10 exons. Lineage: Eukaryota; Metazoa; Chordata; Actinopteri; Pleuronectiformes; Pleuronectidae. Gene Ontology annotation, biological process: intracellular protein transport; exocytic insertion of neurotransmitter receptor to postsynaptic membrane; vesicle fusion.